Messenger RNA from Fraxinus pennsylvanica, 1191 nucleotides. NCBI's taxonomy places the organism in Eukaryota, Viridiplantae, Streptophyta, Magnoliopsida, Lamiales, Oleaceae. The record is from the annotation of a GenBank genome assembly.
AUGUUCAUAAAUCAGGCCAUGUUUGGUGGCGAGAAAAUCGCGGCUGUCCAGCUUGGUGGAGCUAGCAAAUCAAGAACAAUUAUUGUUCAGGAAUACAAUCAAGCAAACAUCGUCACUCGACCCUAUGAAAACGUUAGCAGAAGUUGCAACUUGUUUAAGGGUCAAUGGAUUCCAGACAGGAGGGACACUUUGUAUACAAAUUUUAGCUGUACAACAAUCCCUUACAGAAGAAACUGCUUUUUUCAUGGGAGGAAGGAUAAAGAUUUUCUGCACUGGAGAUGGAAACCAGAACAAUGUGAACUUCCUCGUUUCAGCUCGAAAACAUUUCUUAGUAUUGUUCAAGGGAAGACAAUGGCUUUCAUCGGUGACUCUAUUGCCCGGAAUCAAAUGGAUUCCCUACUUUGCCUCCUGUCGACGGAAGAAACACCAAAAGAAGUAUACAAGGAUGCUGAAGAUCGGUCCAUGACAUGGGAAUUUCCGAAGCACAACUUCAGCCUCAUGGCCCUCUGGUCUCAAUUCUUAGUCACAGCCACAGAGACAAUGUUCAAUGGUUCAGCCACCGGUAGUUUUGAUUUACAUCUGGACAAGGUUGAUCAAAAUUGGUCCGAAAAAAUAACUUUCAUAGAUUAUGCAAUUUUCUCAGACGUCCAGUGGUUCUUCAGACAGCAUUAUUUAUACGAGGGCAGCAAUCUUAUAGGCUGCAUACUGUGCCAGGUACCAAACAUGACAGAUCUCGGGCUGAAUUUCGCCAUUAAACGGGCCUUCCAAGCUGCAUUUAAACAAAUCAAUGAGUGCAAGAACUGUAAAAACAUAUUUACCGUUUUGAGGACGUUUUCACCUUCUCAUUUCGAGAAUGGCACGUGGAAUACGGGAGGUGGGUGCAAUAGAACUCGACCGGUCAAGAUAGAGGAUGUUAUUGGGAGGGAUUCAAAUUGGGAACUCAGGAAAAUUCAAGUGGAAGAAAUUGAAACGGCGAGAGAAAAAGGAGAGUACUUAGGGAAUAGGUUUGAAAUUCUUGAUAUAACAGAAAUUAUGGGGAUGAGACCAGAUGGGCACCCUGGACUCUACGGGGGCAACACCUGGAUGACGGGUUAUAGUGACUGCAUCCAUUGGUGCCUGCCAGGCCCCAUUGAUGUGUGGAAUGAACUUUUAUUGGAGAUGAUCAAAAGACAAACCUUUUCCCUGAAUUAG